AUGUCAUCAUUUUUUUCAUGUGAGGAUGACCAAUACUCUUUAUUUUAAGGUGUUGGAACAAUAAAUUGUAAUAGCUCUACUUGUGGAUAGUUUUCUGUUUGCAGCAACUUAUCUUUUAAAGGAUAACCCAUUAAUUAGAUAGGCUGUUGUAGAGAAGGAGUCUUGUAUUCUAAUGCAGUCUCAAUUAUUAUGUAUAUUCUAAUUAUUCCAAUUAUUGGAAUUUGCAGCCUUGGAGCUUUAGGAGGUGAAAAUAAUAUUAAAUUCAUUAGGUGGUGUUUUUAAAAGACCAUUUUUAGAAGCAAUUCUAAAUAUAAACUCAUCUACUUCUGGAGACAUCACUGCUUGUCUUAUGUUUAGUGCCUAAAUAGUGAAUUAAAUCAUAAUCUUUUUUCAAAGGUAUUUAAAAUAAUUCUAUGCUUAUAGUCAUCCUGAUUAACCUGAACGUCCUUUAGUUAAUUUUGAAAUAGGAUUAGUCUAUGCCUUAGGGAUACCUAUAUCAAUGUAGGUUGGAAUGGAUUUGGCAAACUAUUUGCCUCUUUUGCCUUUGAUGACAUUAUAAAUGAUCUUUUUUGUAGUUAUUUGCCCUGUUCUUUUAUAUUUUGCAAAAUCGGAAUAAGUUAUUGAAACCAAUAAAUAAAAGAAGAGUGAAAUACAACCAUCUCCAAUAAAUACUAAUGAUUAAAAUGUUGAAAGCAACAUAAAUGAAGAAUAAAGAAUUUCUAAUUUAUUUAAAUAGUUUUAAGAAGAAUCAAAUUCAAGAUUUCCAUUAUUGCCUAUCCUCUUGGCAUUUGGAAAUUUUGCAGUGAAUGAAUUAAUAAUUUUACUGAGGACAACAUCAUAUUAAAUAUCACCUUAUUUUUAUCCAAAUGAUUAAGAUUUUGGUGAUCAAUUUUCUGCUUGUGAACCAUGGAAUUUUUAUAUGCUAAUUCUUUUAUUUGGUGUAAAUAUCAUUUUUACAUUCUUUGUAUUCUUUUAUAUGCGUAAGAAAGAACUUCUUAAAAAUACUGUGAAUUUUAAUAUGAAUGAACGUUACUACACACCAAUUUCUAGAUUUUUUAAGAUUUAUGGGGCUGGUUGGGCUACAGGAUUUAUAGCUGGAUUCUUAGGAAUGGCAGCUGGAUUGACUUUGUUUGUAACUAUGAUAGAAUUUGGCUUAGUCGCUGCGGCGGCUGCAGCUACAGCAAAUUAUGGAUAUUUCAUUGUAUGUUUGCAAGUCUUUAUUUCAUUUUUAGUAAAAGAAAAUUAGGAUUUAAGUUUAACAGUCGGUUAUCAAUUUUUCUUUUAUGGAAUUGGAGUAUUUAUUUAUAUUUAGAUUUUAAGGCUAUUGGAGUAUUGAUUUUUACUAAUUUAGGAAUUUAUAUGAUUAAAAAGUACAAUAUAGAACACAUAGUAUUCUAUGUCGACUUUGCUUUGGUUUUACUCAAUAUGAUUGGUAAUAUUGCCUGGGGUAUAUAAUAAUCUGAAAGAUUUUCAUAUCAUUCCUUGGUAUACAAUCCACAGAGUUGUACAGCUUAAAUUUUAAGCAAAAGCUCAGUGCAAUGAUA
This is a messenger RNA of Paramecium pentaurelia, 1544 nucleotides long. NCBI's taxonomy places the organism in Eukaryota, Ciliophora, Oligohymenophorea, Peniculida, Parameciidae. The record is from the annotation of a GenBank genome assembly.